GUGUGAUGGUGUGGUCGGUGUGCGUCUUGUGCCUCUGCAAUUUCCUGAUUUUUAACUAUUGGUACUUAGUCCCCUGUGGGACUGAAAUCCAGGGCCCAAACAAGGAAAGAAGUAUCAGUUUGUGCAGCUUGGUCUUCUCAACGACUGUCAUCAAAUUGAGAAGCCUUCUCAAGUACAAGAGUGGCUUAGAUAAAGAUAUUGAGAUUGCUUCUACUUCUCGUGCUACUUCUACUUCUACAAUAAAUGCAACACUGCACCAUAAAUCGAAGAUUUAUGAACAUAGCAUUAAAUUUGAACAACAAGUUCUAAAAGAAUUAAAUGUCCUCAAUUUAAAACUGGAUGGUAUUUCUGAAUGUGUAAACGUAUUGAUAAAUAAUACAGCAAAUAAAACACAAACAUCGACGAGUAUAUCUUACGAAAUUCCUGAAGAAAUCCUAGAAUCACUUCCAGUCAAUGACCAAUCUUUAGUUCAAUUGGAGAAUUGGUUAAGUUGUGAAAAAAAUAAAACAAUCUUGUCUCAAAAUUUAAGUCGUAUCGGAGGAUUUAAUGUGAAAGAAAUUGUUAGAAGAAUAAUGUAUCGUGUUUUUACUAAUGAAGUUGGCAUGUGUUAUUCCUGGGAAGGAGCUAAAAAGAAAAAAAUUUUUUUAAAUUUAGCUAUUGCAACUACUAUUUUGUCUGCUGUAUGACUUAACAAAAAUGCUCAAAACUGUACAGACAUAGAAAUAAUAAAUUUUAUAAAAGCAUGGCUGGUUAGGAGCAAGGAUCGCUUUAAUAAUAAUAAAAAUAAAGAAAUAAUUAAUGAAGAAAUAGAAGCAGUCGAUGAAAAUUUGGAUGUACAAGCUACACAGCCUAAUGAAUAAUUCAAAAAGUGAAAUAAGAAAAUCUGCCGUACGACUUUACAUUUAGAGAACAAUAUUUAGAAAAGGCUUUCAAUGCUUCUGAGGCGACUCUGACCGAAACUCCGGGUAUGGUAAAAAUGGAGCCCGAUGAGCAGUUCGUACAACAGCGGGAUGUCAAACCAUAUUCCAUUAGAAUGGUAUCCAGUAACAAUCCUAGCAGCCUCGCGAUCGAAGAUAAUUCUAAGUUAAAGUCUAAACGGAACAUUGGCAACAAGCUAAAUACCAUCCUUCAAGGUUAUCAAAGACAACAAAGACAUUUGGAAGAGAAAUUCAAGCAAGCUUCGGACAUGAUGGCACGCGACAUGACGUUUCAAGUAACCUCAGAGAAGUACAAGAUAUCGAUCAGCACUAUUCGCUUCUACAUAGUCAGAAAGGGCAUUCUGCAGAGGAGAAAACGCGCGGCCGUGGCUCCAGUAAUCUCAGUAUGAACAGUCAACCGAGUAGCCCCAUCAGUCUACUGUAUCAGAUGAUGAAUUAUCGUUUGUCAGAGAGCCUAAAUUCCAGCCUACAGUAGUGCUGUACAAAAAA
This is a messenger RNA of Solenopsis invicta (red fire ant), 1427 nucleotides long. RefSeq lists its product as uncharacterized. The coding region runs from base 6 to 686 and encodes 226 amino acids. The transcript has 6 exons. Lineage: Eukaryota; Metazoa; Arthropoda; Insecta; Hymenoptera; Formicidae. The record is from RefSeq and is a predicted model, not a curated record.